Molecule: messenger RNA, 2368 nt
Organism: Gadus morhua (Atlantic cod)
Lineage: Eukaryota; Metazoa; Chordata; Actinopteri; Gadiformes; Gadidae
Gene: phax
Product: phosphorylated adaptor for RNA export
Exons: 2
Coding region: 751-2076 (441 amino acids)
Biological process (GO): snRNA export from nucleus
Cellular component (GO): nucleus
Source: RefSeq, a predicted model, not a curated record
GGGAGGACAGCUUAUACUGAAUAUAUAUUUUAAAUGACUUACAAUUAAAACAAAGCCUAAUACAAAACACUUACCUCAAAACAAACCCUGAAAUCCUAAAUCUAAACCGUAACCUUAAAACGAAAUCAGAAAGCCAAACCCUAACCCUGAAACAAAACCUUUAGCCUAAAACAUAACCAUGGGGAAAAAAAACCUAGCCUUAAAACUAAACCCUAAAACAAAACCCUUACCUUAACCACCACUUGUUUUGGUCAUUUUUAAGGGUUAAUAUCUGCCUGACGUGCCUGUAGCACAUUAAGCUGUGAAGAAAGGCAGUUACUGGUAAGGACAACUAUAGUGCAUUUUAUUAAGAGGAGGAAACAGUUUGGAUCAGGGUCAUGUACAUUUUAGACCAAAUAAGCAGCAUGUUAUAAUAAAUCACACUACACUUAAUUGAGUGACAUUAAAACAAAUAUUUUCAUCCUUUAUUGUGAUGGGUGUGUGUCUGUGAAUGUGACACACAUUUGUAAGGGUGAGGAGUAAAUUGACGUUAUGAUUAUAACACUGUGACGAUUGACAGCCUGUGGCUUUUACUUUGAAACUGCAGAUAGUUUCAAAGCGGAAGCCUACGUCUGCAGAGCGCGCGGGUUCUACAGAGAACAGAGUUGUCUCACGCCAAACAAACCGAGCCGAUCAGACCGUAGUCCAUGGUUACUGGGUCGUAGACAGCUUCGCGGUCCACAGGGAGGCGAACUCCGUCACUGAACAAAAAUGGAUUCGAUGCUGGAGGACGGGGAGCUGUCCGGGUCCGACUCCGAGAUGACCCCCUCCGUCCGCCCACCCCCAGCUGACCACUGCCUCCGGGCAGCUCCGCCCGUGGCCAGCGGGUACCGGAGCUCCGCCCGACCGGCGGCCUCCAGCGGGGAGGGCCGGGAGCUGUCCGGGUCAGACUCAGAGAUGACCUCCUCCGUCCGCCCGCCACCCGCUGACAGCAGCUUCAGGCCCGCUCCGCCCGAGGCCAGCGGGUACCGGAGCUCCGCCCGACCGGCGGCCUCCAGCGGGGACUCCAGCGGGGAGGAGGAGGACGAUGAGCCCAUCGCCGCCUGGCGCUGCAAGCGGCAGAAGGUGUCCAACGCGGCUGUAGCCUCCCAGCGGCCCCCGCCGACCGCGGGCCUCGGCGGCCCUGAUGCGGCGGCCGGCCGGAAGGUGAACAACGUCUGGGGCAGCGUGGUGCAGGAACAGAGCCAGGACCUGGUGAUGGCUGGGCUGGGGGUGUUCGGCAUGGAGGGGGACUUCGACAUGGGGAGCCGCAACGUGGAGACCUACAACUACGUGCUGGCCCGCAAGAUGAUGGAGAAGGAGCGGCGGGAAGAGGAGGAGAAGGCCCGGGGGCAGCAGCACCAGGAGGCCGCCAUGCUGGACUCCCAGCUGGAGGACUACAUGCAAGCCCGUGGGGGCCACCAGGACCACUCGCGGCCCAAGAGGAAGCGGCCGGCCAAAGAGCGGCUGGGCCCGCGCGCGGAGAUGGACCUGGAGGGGCGCUACGAGCUGCGGGAGGAGGACCCGGAGCCGCGCGUGGUGGAGGAGCUCGCGCACCGCCUGCAGGAGCCCAAGCUCGACCUGCUGGAGCGCGUGGUGAGCGUACUUGGCCGCGGCCCCGCCAUCCGGCUGCUCGAGGAGACGGCCGCGCUGGAGCGCGCCGGGGGCGUGACUACGCUGGACGGCAGCCGUCGCCGCACCCCCGGGGGUGUGUACCUGCACCUGCUGAAGAGCUCCCCCGACGUGAGUCGCGCGCAGCUGCGCCAGGUGUUCCUCGAGGAGAACGCGGACCUGCGCAGGAGCAAGAAGGCGGCGCAGAAGAGGCGGCGCCACCUGGUGGCCAAGAAGAUGAAGAACGCGCUGAACACGCUGCACCUGCAGGAGGACCAGGAGUCCCGCGAGACCUUCGCCAGCGACACGCACGACGCGCUUGCCUCCCUGGGGGAGGAGCCGGAGGAGGAGGAGCCGGAGGAGGAGGAGGAGGAGCCAGAGGCGGUCGCCGUGGGAACGGAGGAGACGCCCGUGGUCUACAACCCUGCCGACCUGGAGGUGUUCUGAGGAGGGGUCACCAUGACAAAGCCACAGAGACUGUCCAAUCACAGCUGGGUCGCUCCCCGUCUGGGUCAACUCUCGAGACAUUUGGUUCGGUUCUUAUUCAAAAAGUUCCUUUGGCCCCUCCUCCUUAUUGGACUGACAGCAGAGUGUUUGAACACGUCUAGAUUUUCUUUCUGUUGUUCUGACCCUGGUUUGAGCGGUGCUUCUCCCGGCCACUAGGUGGCGGAGAGCCCCCCUUUAAAGUUCCUUUUGGUAAAACGUCCACUCCUUUAAAUAAUAAAGGAAGAUUCUCUGA